Molecule: messenger RNA, 414 nt
Organism: Ostertagia ostertagi
Lineage: Eukaryota; Metazoa; Nematoda; Chromadorea; Rhabditida; Trichostrongylidae
Source: the annotation of a GenBank genome assembly
AUGUAUGGUAAGCUGCUGAAAGAGUCAGAGGCAGUGGAAGAGUUUUUGGAUCAGCUCGAGUAUCGCCUCGACAAAUAUGCAUCGGAAGACAAAGCGAACGACGAAGAAGUUGUCGAGGAGCUGGUAAGCGAGUGGAAUCGUCACGAAGCGUCGCUAAAGAAUCUAGAAGAAUUAGAACGUCUCCUCCGUGAGAAUGCUGUGAAAAUCAGUGAGAGCGUCUGUGUAGAAAAGAGACGUCGAGCUGACGCGCUCAAAAUGCGGCUGGACGGCUGGAGCAGGACGGUGCAGGAAAUGAAUAAUGACGAAGAUACACUGCUUAUGCAAGUUGAUGAGCUUCAUGACUAUUUGGUGAAUGAGCUUGAUAAAGUCAAAGAUAAGGAACCAGAGGAGGUGAGCGAUUUCCUACAUCUUAAG